GCAGGACGGGGACAGAGCCACCACCCCGCGGGCACAGCCGGCCCGAGACGGCCCUGGCUGCACCGAGGGGUCCCCAAGCCGUGUCCCCCCUCCCUUAGCGGCGGGAAGCGCGGCCAUGGCGAUGCUCCUGGAGCCCGGGAUGCAGAGCCUGCGGAUGGGAGCCAACGGCGAGCGCUGCCCGACGCCGACCCCCCCCGGCACGCCGGGGACACCCCACGACAGCUGCAGCAUCGCCCCCCUGACGCCCUCCCAGUCCCCCAGGAGCGAGGCCCGUUCCCAGCAGGGCCCCUCCUUCGCCGUGGUCGUGGCCAUCGACUUCGGCACCACGUCCAGCGGUUACGCCUUCAGCUUCACCAGCGACCCCGAGGCCAUCCACAUGAUGAGGAAAUGGGAAGGGGGGGACCCGGGGGUGGCCAACCAGAAGACCCCCACCAGCCUCCUGCUGACUCCGGAGGGGACCUUCCACAGCUUCGGCUACACCGCCCGCGACUACUACCACGACCUGGACCCUGAGGAGGCCCGCGAGUGGCUCUACUUCGAGAAGUUCAAGAUGAAGAUUCACAGCACCAGCGAUCUGUCCAUGAAGACCGAGCUGGAGGCCGUCAACGGGAAGAAGAUGCCGGCACUGGAGGUGUUCGCCCACGCCCUGCGCUUCUUCAAGCAGCACGCGGUGCAGGAGCUGCAGGAGCAGUGCCCGUCGCUGCCCCAGAGCGGGGCCGUCCGCUGGGUGCUCACCGUGCCCGCCAUCUGGAAGCAGCCGGCCAAGCAGUUCAUGAGGGAGGCGGCCUACAAGGCCGGGCUGGUGUCCCCAGAGAGCCCAGAGCAGCUCCUGAUCGCGCUGGAGCCCGAGGCCGCCUCCAUCUACUGCCGCAAACUGCGGCUGCACCAGCUCAUCGAGCUGAGCGCCCGCCCCCCCCCCAACGGCCUGGAGCCCACCCACCACAUCGACUCCAGCUUCAGGCAGGCCCGGGAGCAGCUCCGGCGGUCCCGGCACAGCCGCACCUUCCUGGUGGAGUCGGGCGUGGGGGAGCUGUGGUCGGAGAUGCAGGCAGGUGACAGGUACAUCGUGGCGGACUGCGGCGGGGGGACGGUGGAUUUGACCGUGCACCAGAUCGAGAAGCCGCAGGGGACGCUGAAGGAGCUGUACAAAGCCUCGGGGGGUCCCUACGGGGCCGUGGGGGUGGACCUGGCGUUCGAGAAGCUGCUGUGCCAGAUCUUCGGUGAGGAUUUCAUCAGCACGUUCAAGGCGCGGCGCCCCGCGGCCUGGGUGGACCUGAUGAUCGCCUUCGAGGCGCGGAAACGCGCGGCAGCCCCGUCCCGCUCCAGCCCCCUCAACAUCUCCCUGCCCUUCUCCUUCAUCGACUUCUACCGCAAACACCGCGGCCACAACGUGGAGACCGCGCUCAGGAAGAGCAAUGUGAACUUCGUGAAGUGGUCAUCCCAGGGGAUGCUCCGGAUGUCCCCAGAGGCCAUGAACGAGCUCUUCCAGCCCACCAUCACCCACAUCAUCCAGCACAUUGACUCGCUCCUGCAGAAGCCGGAGGUGCAGGGCGUCAAGUUCCUGUUCCUGGUGGGGGGCUUCGCCGAGUCCCCGGUGCUGCAGCAGGCGGUGCAGGCGGCCUUCGGCACCUCGUGCCGCGUGGUGGUGCCGCAGGACGUGGGGCUCACCAUCCUCAAGGGGGCCGUGCUCUUCGGCCUCGACCCCUCGGUGGUGCGGGUGCGCCGCUCGCCCCUCACCUACGGCGUGGGCGUCCUCAACAAGUUCGUGGAGGGGAAGCACCCGCGGGAGAAGCUGCUGGUCAAGGAGGGCAGGAACUGGUGCACCGACGUCUUCGAGAAGUUCGUGUCCGUGGACCAGUCGGUGGCGCUGGGGGAGGUGGUUCAGCGCAGCUACUGCCCCGCGCGGCCCGGCCAGCGCCGCACCCUCAUCAACAUCUACUGCAGCGCCCGCGACGACGUGCUCUACAUCACCGACCCCGGCGUGCGCCACUGCGGCACCAUCAGCCUCCAGCUGGACGGGGACGGCGGGGACGCCGCGCGGGGCCGCAGGGAGAUCCGCGCCAGCAUGCAGUUCGGGGACACUGAGAUCAAGGUCACCGCCGUGGACACCCGCACGGCGCGCACGGUGCGCGCCACCAUCGACUUCCUGUCCAACUGAGAGCCCUGGGACUGCCACCAUCGACUUCCUGUCCAACUGAGAGCCCUGGGACUGCCACCAUCCACUGCCUGUCCAACUGAGAGCCCUGGGACUGCCACCAUCGACUGCCUGUCCAACUGAGAGCCCUGGCACUGCCACCAUCGACUUCCUGUCCAACUGAGAGCCCUGGCACUGCCACCAUCGACUUCCUGUCCAACUGAGAGCCCUGGCACUGCCACCAUCGACUGCCUGUCCAACUGAGACAGCCUGGGACUGCCACCAUCGACUGCCUGUCCAACUGAGAGCCCUGGCACUGCCACCAUCCACUGCCUGUCCAGCUGAUCAUCCACCAUCACUGCCUGUCCAACUGAGACAGCCUGGGACUGCCACCAUCAACCAGGACCUGCCACCAUCAACCAGGACCUGCCACCAUUGACUGCCUGCUAUCAUUGACCAGGACCUGCCACCAUUGACUGCCUGCCCAACUGAGAGCCCUGGCACUGCCACCAUUGACCAGGACCUGUCACCAUCAACUUCUUCUCCAGCUGACUCCCUGUCAUUGUGGUGACCCCCAGGACCUGCCACCAUCAGCUUCCUCCCCAGAUGAGACUCCCCGUCGCUGUGGGGACCCCGAGGAUCUGCCACCCACUUGGUCACUCCAGCUGAGACCCCCCCUCAGCAGGACCUGACCUGCUACCGCUGAUUUCCCUCACAGCUGAGACCCUGUGUUUA
Myiozetetes cayanensis is the source of this 2869-nucleotide messenger RNA. RefSeq names its product heat shock protein family A (Hsp70) member 12B (gene HSPA12B). The transcript is spliced from 13 exons. Bases 116 to 2158 code for a protein of 680 amino acids. Lineage: Eukaryota; Metazoa; Chordata; Aves; Passeriformes; Tyrannidae. The record is from RefSeq and is a predicted model, not a curated record.